Molecule: messenger RNA, 8469 nt
Organism: Ostrea edulis (European flat oyster)
Lineage: Eukaryota; Metazoa; Mollusca; Bivalvia; Ostreida; Ostreidae
Product: glycine receptor subunit alpha-2-like
Exons: 12
Coding region: 5990-7390 (466 amino acids)
Biological process (GO): chemical synaptic transmission; regulation of membrane potential; chloride transmembrane transport
Cellular component (GO): neuron projection; synapse; membrane
Molecular function (GO): extracellular ligand-gated monoatomic ion channel activity; neurotransmitter receptor activity; transmembrane signaling receptor activity
Source: RefSeq, a predicted model, not a curated record
UCUUUUUUCUUUUCUUUUUUCUUCUUUUUUUCCAAAAUCAGGGAAACGAUCUUUUGCGUGUCAGGGAGGUUGUGAUCCUUGACACGGGCUUAACGUCUCAUCCGACGGACAUAAAAGUUAAAAAUAUGUAAACAAGAAAAGGAACUAUAACAUUCUGUGUAUAUAAGCUGUUGUGACAUUAUAAAAGGAGUCAUCUUUUUUCUGUAAAAAAAAAAUUGCAUUCUUAUAAGAAUUGUAUAAUUAUAUGACGUCAACAUUUGUAAAAAGUUCUGCGUUGACUGUAGAUUAUUAAAAAGUCUACUUCGUAUGGUAAUAUUUCAAGAUCUUUCUUACCUCGGUGUAUAUAUACACUUGUACCUUUCUCUUGUCGGGCACAGUAGCCUAGUAGAUAGGACAUUCGCAUCGUAACCAGAAGGUCCUGGAUUUGGUUCUCGAUCCCGGCGCCGACUUUUAAUAUAGGUAGUGGUAGCUGCUUUACAAAGCGUCCGGUACUAGAAGAGAGUCAGCAGGUUUUAAGUUCUGACUGGUCAAUGUAAUAAACAUUUAUAAGUUUAUAAUGUCAUUCUUAUUGGUUCUGAAAUAAUGAUAAGAAUAUUUGAACUAUAAAAACAAACAUGGCUCAUGUACUUAACCAUUAGUCUCUAAUACCAUCAUGAAGUAAUAAUCCUGAGAAAUUUUUUUCUGCAUAUAUAUUUAUGGAUUAAAUAACAUGUGUCAAUUCAGAGUUUAAUUUUAUUAUUGACCAAUCAGAACUUACCUUUCGAUUCAGUGCGAUUAAACCGGAAGUAAGACAGUCUAGCGAAAUUCUUAGGCACUUGAAGGUGUAAAACAUCUUUUUCUUCGAAUGACCGGCAUUGGAGCGGAACGAAACCGUACAGAUAUUGAAAGUAAGGUAUAUGUGAACGAUUCAUCGCGUCAGACCGUUUGAGAAACGCCCACAAUAACCCAAACCCGAAUUUGCCUCAAAAAGAGUGUCCUACCCUUCCUUUUUUUAUACAUGCAAUACUACAUGUAUAUAUUUACAUUAACUUCCAGUGCCCGUGACUACAGCCAAAAGCAUGCAUGCAUAGGCCAAAAUCUGUUUCUUCACCUCGAAAUGGUGAUGUCUGCUACAGAAGUAAAAUAUUCUCAAGUGGGAAUUAAAAUAGACUACAGACAAACCAAAGCAUUUGCCUUAAAUCAAAUCUAAGUAUCAACACAAUUAUGUAGAAAUACCGACACUGGAAAAAAAUUAUAUGCAUGCACCAUUAAAAGAUGUAAACAAUGAGAUAUACGGUAAUAGGGAGGGUGUGAAGAGAGUACUCAGAAAGGGAGAUAAAUAUCGUAUUGCUAGUCAGAAAUCUCCCAAGAUCAAGGAUGUUAACAGAUUCUGUUUUUUGACAUCUAUUUCUAAACACUUUCAGUUUGUGCACUUCAUUUACUAACGUGACUCUUUUGUGUACAUUUUGUAAUCUCGUAGGCACUUACGCGAUAUUUUAUGACGCAGGCAGUCGAGACGACAUGAGAAGCAAGUUCUUUCCACUCAUUUACAUACAUUUAUAGUAUAAGAUAAUUUGUGUUGUAAACGACAAUAGUUACAUUUUGAAGGGGGUAUUGCUUUCCAAUAUUGUCCCUCAGUUAAGUAUUAGACGACCUGAAUACAUCGUGGGUAGGUAAGAGCUCGAUUGUAUAUGAUAUAUUGUAUAUGAUAUAUUGUAUAUGUGCGGAGUCAGAAUUUUUCUUAGGGCAAGUCCAAGGAGAAAGGAUACGCCCUAUGAAUUUGAAUAACAUACAAAUAGGGAGACAUAUCUAUUUUUGACCCACCUUACGAUGGGGACACACACUUAGUCCGCCGUUUGGAUAUCGAUCAUUUAGUCUUGAUUUGGUGUACAUUUUCGAAGAGAUAUGGUAAGUCUACGUUUUCAAAACAUUUAAAUCUUAAUUCGUCAGAUGUAUUAGAGUAAUCGAGUAAAAAAGACGCAUUGAUUUGAACGGGUCUUUCCAUGCUAUAGAAUGAUGCCAUUGAUUAAUGCUAAACAAUUCCAAGUAGUCAAAAGCUAGUUUUAUCUCUCCUUCGAUGAAAUAGAAUACUUGAAAAUAUAAAUAAUAAAUGUAUCAACACUAUUAAUAGGUUAUGAAAUCACACUUAACACGUGACGAAUUAAUCCUAGCAGUGGAAAUGAAAUUCAACGUGAUCAAAAUUUUAUUAGGGUUAGAUGAAUUAGUGAUUUAGCAGUAAGAAACAGCUAAAUUUUCGUGAAACCUAUGUAUAAUUUAGCAGGUUGUGAGAAUUAUGAAAUCGGAGAUUGCUGAAGUACACAUGUAGAAGAUUUUACGCCUGCGAAAACGAUAUGACACCAAAACCUGAUCUAGCAAUGAAUAUAUAAUGUAGUUCUUAAUCCCGUGCUCAAGGGUCUCUAUGAAGUCUCCUUUGUCCUUUAGGAAAAAUAUAUUUAUAUCAAUACUCCAUGAUUCACUGUCUUGAUAAUGCGCAUGCGUGUAAAAAAAAAAAUCGUGUUUUUUAUAAAGGAAAUUUCCCUGUUACAGUGAUUUUCGUCAAUUUAGAUGCAUUGUUUAAGUACAAACUUUGCAAAAAUCGCAAGUUUAGAACGUAAAAAAAAUAAUAAUAAUAAUAAUCCAUUUUUUUUCCCAUAAAAUCAAAGAUUUCAUUUUGACCCUUAAGAAAAAUAAAGAUAACCCUUCAUGCGUGCGCAUGCGCAGAUAAUUUCUCAAACGUUGAAGAUCUUGCUUUUCCAUUUGAAUUGAUGAAAGACGACUUUGAACAGGUAAAUUUCGGUACUUACGAAUGUUUCAGCUCUUAGAUGUUUGCCAUGAUAGAUAUAUUCAAUAUUUUUUUCCUUAUCAACUCUAUAGUAGAAUUUUGAGUUCAUAGGUCAAUGAUGUCUAGAACAGUUGGCAGAACUUGGCGGACAGGCGGGUAUCGUGUCGACUGUUGAUUCACCGAAACCGACAUGUGUUGAUUUUUUUUUUAAAAGCAAAAUUAAAUGCUAACUGAAAACGUCUUGUAUAUUUUCAGUUUAUUAUCAAACAAACUCAAUUGAAAGAAACUUCGAACCUUGCCGCCAAUAAAAAGAAUCCUGUGACCACGUGAUCGAUUUGCUACUCCUUUUUAUGUUCUCACUUUACGUAACAUGGUUGUAAAUGCAGAUAUCAUGGAAUUAAAUACGCGUUCUGUGUUGACGUAAAUGUGUUUAUGUUGACAUUGUUAGGAAGAUGAUAGUUGCCAAUAUAGUAAGAAAAAUUACAAGACGCAAAAGCAUGUCAUUUAUUUUUCCCCAUGCUGGCGACCUUCGUAUCCUUAGUAAUAACAAGAAAUCACAUUUAAUUAAUUGUUUGGAUGUUAUAUAAUUCAAUGCACGUCCGAUCGAAUAAAAAUAAAAAAAUAAAAAAACAAGUUAUGUAUACUUAUCAACAGUUUGGUUAUAUAAACAUGACAACCAGCAAGAUUGUUGGAUAAUUUGUCUAAGAAUUGCUGCUACAUGUAAUUAAUAUUAACAACCUUUGAGUAUUGCGUAGUUUUUAACCUUCUAUAGAUAUACAAAAACGAUAAUGCCUGUACAAAGCUUUACAUAGUGAUUGAAUGACAGUGCCCCUUUAACUACCAGAGGAAAGGGCCUUUUUACCAUUGCGAACUAAUAUUUCCUCACCGGUGUCUAUUAUAAUGCACAGCAAUAAUAUUCUCUAUUACUUAACGUUUUGUGUGCAGAUUGAUAAAUGCGAGGUAUUUUUAUAAUGAUGAGCAAGUCGUGCCUUUGUAUAUGCGAGCGUGUGAAAGAAAGCGAGAGUGAAUUACUUUCCUAUUUCUCUAAAGAGGGUACCUCCAGAAGCGUAAUAAUACAGUUGAUGUAUUCAUCGGAUGUGUAAUGUGGAUAGCAAGCGCACUUAAUCCGAGUGGACGACAAAAUCCGGUAUCUAGGGAAAAGGUAUGUACGUAAAACACCAGUGUAAUUUCGGUUUAAAUCUUUAAGAAAAAUUCUAUUCAAUUUUUUUUUUAAAUGUUUAAAUGUAUUUGAUUAUUAUUACAUUGUAUAUAUACCGUCCAUAGCGUUUAGAAAAAGCUCUUAUGAAAUUGUGAAGGUCAUUAUCUUAUACCUGCAUGCAUACAAUUCAAACUUUAAACCUGUUUAAAAUAUUAACAAAGGACAAUUCUAUUUUUUUUUUAAAGAAAAUCUCUUCCCGUUUUCGUAUUCAGAUUCAAACUUUGUUAACAUUUACACAGAAAGCUUUUGUUAUCAAAGUACAUAUCCUCAGUCAAACUUGUUUAAUUAUCAUAGUAAGCAUCAGAUUGCGUAUUCAGAUUCUUUAUUUCCUUAAGCUAUACAGCCCAUCGGUUAUAAAUACAAAAUAUUUACAAAUAUAUACAAAUAAGACAGUAGAGGGUGAGUAGACAUACAGAUACAAUUUUCAGGAUAUAAAACCAAUGCAUUUCAACAUACAUAUAACAAUACACGUGAAUAAUAUCUUGUCCUUUUGAUUAAUGCUCGUAUUGGACAGAGUAGAUAUCAGUUUGCUUGGCAUUUCACAAAAUAUAAUGCUUAAUGAGUUCUUUGCACGUUAAUGAUAGCAAUGCAACCCUUUAAAUACGUGUAUUUACAAUACUAUCUUCUCAAAUAAAAGGAUAAUUAAAUUUUUAGUAAUACAUAUAAAACAUCAUUUUGAAACCCUGAAGGGUAUCAUAUUCCAUUAUGUUUAAAAUGAUGGAUCAAAUUUCGAUGUUACACAACUAUUAGGUAAUAAUUAUCUUUAUUAUGUUAAUUGCAUGCUUAAAUUGUAAAUUGAUGUGCUCUUAACUAAAUUGACAUACUUGGUAAUUUAUAGCGACAAUUUAGCUCACCUGGGCCGAUGUUAGCUUUUUUGAUCAAUUUUCGCUCGGUGUUUGUCCGUCUGUCUUUCUAUCUGGAGUAAACUCUUCACAUUUUCAUCUUCUCGAGAACCACAGAGCUAAUUCUAAUAAAACUGGCCACAAACCAAGCAAAAGUUACAUUCAUGGAUUCAACUUUGUUCAAAUGAAAAUAUCUCCCCUUACAUUCAGAGAUUAUUAAAAAAUAGCAAAAAUAGGGUAGGGCGUUGUUGUUGUUUUUUUAAGUCAAAAUGUUUUCUCAAGACUCAUGUGACCAGAAACGUUUUAACAUUUUAUGAAAACUCCCUUACCUCUAGAUGAGUUCAGUGUGUUCAAACCAUGAAUCAAGGAAGGGUGACAAUCGAGGUUCAAGUUUUUAUUUAGGUAUAUAUUGUACAAUUAUUGACAUUUUUGAGGUCCACACCUGAAAGGUACCCUAUUCAUCGAGCCAUUUAUAGGAUAAUUUGUCUCGAGACCCAGACACAAAUUACUAUGUACGUACUGGCAUGUACAUAUGUAAUAAAGAUUCAGACAUGUUCACUACAUGGUCCUUAAGUGUAGAACCACUAGAGGGGUUUAAAGUAUUACAAGUCAAUUUAUAGUGCACCAAUAACCACUGAGAUACAAUGUCAUCAAAAUGAAAUACAUCAAACAAUGGAUUGUUAACACCAUGAUCGCCAUCUAGUGGGACCACAACUGGGUUUCAAAACUCCUUGAAAAAUUUUUUUCUCAAAGAACCACUAAAAAUAACCAACAUGUCAAAUUAAAAUGCAAGGGAUGUCAUGUAAAUAAUGUAAAUGUAAAUUAAAGGGUUUUUUUUCUUAUUGUGACCUAUAAGACCACAGACAAACUUUAAAGCUUUACCCAGAAAUAUGUUUAAAUUCUUUUUUAGAAUGUGUCUUACAAACUACAGAUGUACAAUAUGUCGAAUUGAUUGUAAACAUACACGUGUAGUGUAGAUUCAGAUUUGUUUACGUCAUGACCCUCGUAGUCAGGGUAGAGUCAUAAAUGGAAUUUACUGUUUAACAUGGGAAAAUACAACUCUGCAGAUGAGCGUUGUGACCCAUGGGCCUCUUGCGUGCUUGUUACGUCAGCAGCACAUCAGAAAUUGCAUUGUUUAGAGCAUAAACAGGCAAGUAUUUAAAACAUAUGACAUUCCAUCGCAUUCCACGAAGGAGUUUUGUUUGGACGUUUCUAUUGCUGCUAACGAUUGGGCAACAGGCAGAGCCUAUGUACAGGCCCUCUCUCCCAAAUACAAAGGUCAAGUACAAAGAAAUGGAGAUUCUGCUGACCAGUAUUGGAGUAGGAUUCAUCUUGAGUGCUGUAAGCCGACCAGUGACGAGCGAUAUCACGGUGUUCAGCAAUGCCCGUUUUGUUUCCAGGUCCUAUGCCAUCUAUUUUCUUUGCAUGGUCGCUAUGGGUUAUGCCGCAAAUGCAAGGGAAGAGAUAUUAAAAGAAAUAUUUACCGGUUACGAUGGGAAAAUUCCACCAAAUUAUGACAACGAUACACCUGUCAACUCGUCUGUGCAGCUUUAUAUCAUCAGCAUAGACUCCAUCAAUGAGGCCAAAAUGGAUUUUUCUAUGAGUUUCUUUCUGCGACAAAGAUGGAUCGACAACCGGAUGAAUUAUACACCUACAUUUAAUAUGACACGUCUGGAACUUGACACGAGACGAAUGGCGGAUGUUUGGGUUCCUGACCUCUAUUUCGUGAACGAGAAGAAAGCAGACGUCCAUGACGUGACUGUCCCUAACAAGCUGAUGCACAUCUACCCUAAUGGCCUCAUUGUAUACAGUAUGAGGGUCACGGGAGUGUUUACAUGUAAUAUGGACCUUCAGAAAUAUCCUCUGGACGACCAGACGUGCAAGAUUGAUAUGGAAAGCUAUGGGUACAGCACAGAAACGUUGGUGAUGCGCUGGCACCCGAGCCCAGUGGAAACAUCCGAGGGUCUGCAGUUACCUCAGUUUGAACUCCAGAACAUCACUGAAUACAUCUGUGACGUUACCUACGCAGGAGUCACAUACACGUGUUUAAGAUUGGAAUUCAAACUUCACCGAACCUUGGGUUUCUACAUCAUUCAAGUCUACGUACCGAGCUGUCUCAUUGUCAUUUUGUCGUGGGUCUCUUUUUGGUUAAAUGUAGAUUCAACUCCAGCCCGAAUUUCCUUAGGGCUUUUGACAGUGUUGACCAUGACAACACAGAGUUCAGGGGCCAAAGCAUCGCUUCCUCGAGUCUCGUACGUGAAGGCCAUAGACAUAUGGAUGUCAACUUGUUUAUUGUUUGUUUUUGCUGCUUUAAUCGAAUUCGCAUAUGUGAAUGUGUUAGCAAGAGUCGAACAGCGCAGGGGAAGAUCGGUUACGUCACAGUUAAACGAAACAAAAGAAGAUCAAGAAGACGAAAAGGAAAGUGGAAAGUUGUGGUGUUUCAGAAAUCUCGAGGACAGGGAGCGUGCGCGAUUGGUGGAUAAAAUAUCACGUGUUGUAUUUCCUGCUGUCUUUAUAGUGUUUAAUAUCAUUUAUUGGCUAGUUUACGUGUUUUGGGAACCAGAUUAACGACCAAUUCAAUUGUAUGAGAGUGAGCGACAUGAACACGUGUGAAACCUAUGUAAUGAUACUGAUAUUUAGUAUUAGACAAUCACAUUCAAUCAUAUCUUUCAAAAGAAUUUCAUCUAUGUCCCAAUGAUAUACCUAACCUCUCUUUCGGUGCGUGUAAUAACUUCUGGAGGGUCUAAUGUCUUUCAGAAAGUGAUAUCACUAAGUCUAUUUAUUGUUCACAAAGAAUGAAAACGUGGAUUGCCUGUUGAAUCUUCUUUUACUUUCUAAGGUACUAAAAUUAUUUGAAUAUAUAUGACAGAAAAUUAUUUGAAUAUGUACGACAGAAAAUUAUUUGAAUAAUUAUGCAUGAUGGAAAAACAGAUGGAGGCUUUAGAAGGCUACAUGUAAUUUGAAGCAAUGAUUUAAAGCACGCAAAGUAGAGCGGACGUGAUGAAUGUGAUUACGUUGUACUACUAGUUCCGUGGAAUGGAUCCAAGAUAUUUUACUAGGAGAAGCGAGAUCCGACCACCCCCACAUUUACCACGAGACAAGUAAAACAAAAUCUACGUGCUAACAGGCACUCUCCACAGACAAAUAGCGGACAAAUAAUGAUGUUGGAAAAUGCAUGAAUGUACAUGUAGUCGUCUGAGACGUUGUUAGUUUUUACUAACAUGCAGUGACAGUCAACGAAUGUAUGCAAAAUCAACUAAAACAACAGGUCUAUAGCAUUAUUGCUAAAGGACAAAAAUGUCCUUGAAAUAUAGCAUUAUCAAAUUGACAAUAUUUUACAUUCGCGGUUGUGAUUUUGUAUUUAAAAAUAUUGAAAGGUAGUUAUGACGAGGUCCCAAACGCCCUGGAUCCGCUCCUCAGUCACAUGUAGUAGCUUUUAAAGUUCCUGAAAUACGAUGCUUUAUAUUUAUUGUAGUACAUCAAGGAUGCUUAUAGGCAAACACUUUGAAGAAAAAAAACUUCAUGUAACUUAUAUAUACUCUAAGUAUUUAUAUAGGUGCCUGUUUUACAAUGUUUAUGUGUUUGUAUUUACAAUUGUGGUAUUUCUUAAUAUUUAUACAUACAUGAAUAAACAUACCAGAAACAAA